AUGGAAUUAUUCAUCGUCUUAUUGACUCUUAUUUGCAAUGUUCAUCUUAUUCUCACUGCCCCGCCAUCAUUGUCAAGCUUUGACGAUCGGGUGACUGCUGUUCUGAAUCGUAUGACAAUCGAAGAGAAAAUUGGACAAAUGACCCAAAUUACUAUCAAUUUAAUAUUGGAAGACGCAGCUAAACCAUGGGAUGAGAUCGAAGUUGAUACUGAAAAACUUCGUAUAGCUAUCGAAGAUUUCAAAGUUGGUUCGAUUUUGAAUGUUGCCGAAACCGGUGCUUAUGACCUUGCCAAAUGGCAUACCAUCAUACAAAAAGUUCAAGAUGCAGCAAAUAAAAGUCGAUUGCAAAUUCCUGUGCUUUAUGGUAUCGAUUCAAUCCAUGGUGCUAAUUAUAUUCGAAAUGCUGUUUUAUUCCCUCAAGCAACUGGCUUAGCGGCAACGUUUAAUACAGAUUUAGCUCGAGAUCUAGGUAAAAUAGUGGCACAUCAAACACGUGCUGCUGGAAUUCCAUGGAGUUUCCAUCCACAAGUUGAUAUUGGUCGUCAAAAACUGUGGUCAAGACUAUGGGAAACGUACGGUGAAGAUGUGAAACUUGUGAAAGACAUGGGUCGAGCGUAUACAGAAGGAAUGCAAGGAGAUGAUCUGACAUCACGUGAAAAUGUUGCUGCUUGUUUAAAACAUUAUGUUGGUUAUGGAUUACCAUUAUCAGGAAAAGAUCGAACACCGGCGUGGAUUGAUGAACGACAUAUGUUAGAAUAUUUCUUGCCACCUUUUGAAGAGAGUGUUCGUGCUGGUGCUGUCUCAGUGAUGAUCAAUUCUGGUGAAGUCAAUGGCAUUCCUGGUCAUGCAAAUUAUCAUCUAUUGACUGAAGUUCUCAAAGAACAAUACGGAUUUCAAGGUUUUACUGUUUCCGAUUGGGAAGAUAUCAAACGUCUUCACGAACGCGAUCAAACUGCUGAAACACCGAAAGAAGCAGUUCGUCAAGCAGUUAUGGCCGGUGUCGAUAUGAGCAUGGUUCCAUUUGAUUAUUCAUUCUAUAAUCUAACACUUCAAUGUGUUAACGAUAACAUCAUACCAAUAUCUCGUAUAGACGAUGCAGUACGUCGUAUUCUUCGCGUGAAAUUUGCAUUAGGUCUGUUCGACGGAAACACUGCUUGGCCAGAUACUUCAGCUAUCGAAACAUUUAAUAAGUCAGAAUAUCAUCAAACGAAUCUUCGUGCAGCAUGCGAAGGAAUCACUUUACUUAAAAAUCAAAAUGAUGUUUUACCUUUGGAUGUGAAUCAAAUCACUGAAACUAAAAAAUUAGUCAUCACCGGUCCGACAUCCAAUGUUUUAACAUCACUUAAUGGCGGUUGGUCUUAUACCUGGCAAGGCAAUGAUCAAUCAAUAUAUCCACAGAAUUUAAUAACGAAAACCAUUCUGGAAUCAUUUCGAACACGUUUGGGCUCAUCAAAAAUUGAUUAUUACAAUAGUUCUACAUUUAAUCAAUUAUUGGACCUUGACAAUCUAUUGAACGCUGUACAAAAUGCAGGUUAUAUCAUCGUAUGUCUCGGUGAACAAGCUUAUACAGAGACACCAGGCAAUAUCGAUGAUUUAACAUUGGAUGAAGCUCAGCUACAAUUAGUCGAAGCAAUUCGAAAUCGUACACAAGUUCCCAUCAUCACAGUGCUGGUAGAAGGACGACCACGAAUCAUUCGUCGAAUUGUCAAUUUAUCAUCAGCUAUUCUCAUGAUGUAUUUACCUGGUAUGGAGGGAGGCCAAGCGUUAGUUGAUGUUGUGUUUGGUAAUUACAAUCCAAGUGGAAGAUUACCAAUAACAUAUCCAAAAUAUAAUCAUCACUUGUCAACAUAUGAUUAUAAAUGGGCUGAAGCUAAAAUAGGCAACUCAAUCGAUGUAGAAUUCGAAUUUGGACACGGAUUAAGUUAUACAACAUUUGAUUAUUUAAGUUUGACUGUGCCAUCGACGAUGAACUGGGAUGAUCAAUUGCGUAUAACUGUGAUUGUUCGUAAUAGUGGCACAAGAGCGGGUGAUCAUACAAUACUAUUGUAUGUUUCAGAUGUUUAUCGAACGGUGACUCCACCAAAUAAGGAAUUGAAAGGAUAUAGGAAAAUAUCGCUUGCCGUCGGUGAACAGAAAUCAAUCGACUUUAAUUUGACUCGUCAAGAUUUGUCAUUCAUUGGUAUUGAUUUAACUCGUCAAACUGAACCUGGUGUGUUCAAUGUCGCUGUUGCGAAUCUAACAGGUAGCUUUAGAUUAAUAAAAGGAAGUCAAUCGGGAACUGCAGCAUCAAUAUCGAAAUCACACUACCAACAAUCGAUCCUACUGUUUAUUAUGAACAUGUUUCUUUUCUUAAUUAUGAUCGUUUUGUAA
Molecule: messenger RNA, 2370 nt
Organism: Adineta ricciae
Lineage: Eukaryota; Metazoa; Rotifera; Eurotatoria; Adinetida; Adinetidae
Source: the annotation of a GenBank genome assembly